AUGGGCUUACUGCUGAAGAAGCCAGACGACGAGCCAGGAGCAGCAUGGCCGGCAGUCGUCAUUGGCCUGUUCGUGGCCUUUGGUGGUGUUCUGUUUGGCUACGACACAGGAACCAUUUCGGGCAUCCUGGGCAUGGAGUAUUGGGUCCGAGAGUUCAGCGGAGGCUACACUGAUGCAGACGGCCAACCGGCGAUCAGCUCGGGCGACGAGUCUCUGAUUGUCUCGAUCCUGAGUUUGGGGACGUUUCUUGGAGCCUUGACAGCCGCCCCAGUGGCAGAUUACUUUGGACGUCGGAUGGGACUUAUCCUGUCCACUGCGAUCAUCUUCAAUUUGGGAGUCAUCCUGCAGACUGCGUCUACUUCACAGCCGCUGUUCAUCGCGGGCAGAUUCUGGGCCGGAUAUGGUGUAGGUUUGAUAUCUGCACAGAUCCCAUUGUACCAGUCGGAAACAGCACCCAAGUGGAUUCGAGGCACUGUCGUAGGAGCAUACCAAUUGUCGAUCACAAUCGGGCUUUUCUUGGCAGCCAUAGUCAACAACGCGACCAAGAACCGGGACGACACUGGCUCUUACCGCAUUCCUGUGGCUCUUCAGUUCCUAUGGUCGAUCAUCCUAGUUGGGGGUCUCCUCUUCCUACCAGAUACCCCGCGUUUUCACAUCAAGAAAGGCCGCCACGAAGCCGCUGCGAAGGCCCUCGCCCGCAUUCGUCGGCUGCCUGUCGAUCACCCCGGACUCGUCGAGGAACUUGCUGAGGUUCGAGCCAAUCACGAUUUCGAGAUGAGUCUCGGGAAGGGAACGUACGCAGACUGUUUCAAGGGCACCGUCGGCAAACGUCUCAUGACUGGCUGUGCGCUGCAAGCGCUACAGCAACUCUCCGGCCGUGCCGGCUUCGAGAACCCCUUCACCAUUCAGGUCAUCACGAAUUGCGUCAACGUCGUCUCCACCCUACCUGGACUCUAUCUCGUCGAGAAGCUGGGCCGCCGCAACUUGCUCCUCUUGGGCUCAUGCGGUAUGGCUGCGUGCCAGUUCAUCGUGGCCAUUACUGGGACAGUAGCUGGAACCACUGACCUGGCAGCUCAGCGUGCGGCCAUCGCUUUCGUAUGCAUCUACAUCUACUUCUUUGCGUCUACUUGGGGUCCAGUCGCAUGGGUCGUUACGGGAGAAUUGUUCCCUCUCAAGGUCCGCGCCAAAGCACUGUCGAUGACGACUGCAACGAAUUGGCUAUUGAACUUCGCAAUCGCUUAUAGCACACCUUACAUGGUCGACGAGGAACAUGCAAACCUGCAAUCCAAAGUCUUCUUCGUCUGGGGCUCCUUUUGCCUACUCUCGAUCGGCUUCGUGUGGGCAUUAAUUUACGAGACCAAAGCGCUCACGCUCGAGCAAGUCGACGAGUUGUAUGAGCUGGUUGAUAAAGCUUGGCAGAGCAAGAAGUUCAGGCCCAAGGUCAACUUCCGGGAGAGCGUGGCUGAGGAAGGCCAGAGGGGCAUGAGUUUGAGGCAGAUGAGUAUUGCGCAGGAGAGGAGAAGGAGUCAGGCUGGGGUUGAGGGGGGUGAGAAGGGAUUCAGGGGCGAGGAGAGAUCAUGA
Messenger RNA from Cyphellophora attinorum, 1581 nucleotides. Its product is annotated as putative glucose transporter rco-3. Gene Ontology annotation, molecular function: carbohydrate:proton symporter activity. The record is from RefSeq and is a predicted model, not a curated record. Gene Ontology annotation, biological process: carbohydrate transport; transmembrane transport. The coding region runs from base 1 to 1581 and encodes 526 amino acids. Lineage: Eukaryota; Fungi; Ascomycota; Eurotiomycetes; Chaetothyriales; Cyphellophoraceae. Gene Ontology annotation, cellular component: membrane. The transcript is spliced from 6 exons.